Messenger RNA from Dicrocoelium dendriticum, 1342 nucleotides. Lineage: Eukaryota; Metazoa; Platyhelminthes; Trematoda; Plagiorchiida; Dicrocoeliidae. The record is from the annotation of a GenBank genome assembly.
UGCAGUUGUACGGGCGAAUACACCGAUGAUUUUUCCACUUUUAUUGCCUCCGAAUCGGCUUAGCUGAGGCAGUAUGCGUCCUUUCGUGUUGUGUACACUUAUCGGGGGUAUUUCUCUGCCUGUCGUAUUUUCAAAACUCAGCCUUCGAAAUGAUGAAAAGCAGACCGAGAAGGAAUUUAAGCAUCCGAAUGUUGAUUGUGAUUUAAGUCCAGCACAGCUACCAGUCACCAAAUUCUCCACUUCUAACCCCCAUCCCUAUCGGAGGACGUUGAUUUUCAUUCGUCAUGGGCAAUACAACGUGAAGGGACGCACACCGGAUGAGAAGACCCUUACGAGCCUUGGGUGGAUGCAAGCGUACGCCGCCGGACGUCGCUUGAAGCGCUUAGGGAUCAGAAUCGAUCGUCUUAUUCACUCAGAUAUGAUCCGUGCUCGUCAAUCUGCGGCGGCCCUUUUGGUCGGAUGGUGUGGUGAAUCGGAGCUGUUCCUCGACACGCCUCUUCUGACUAACUUGGCUUCUCCGACCCAAUCAUAUCUGAGUGGAGAUUAUUCUCUCCAGAAGCCAGCCUCACUGCCUGAAACGGCCAAAAUACCCGAUGAAUCUCUUGAGCAUUCCGCUUUUCUAACUGAUCCAUACAAGCCAUAUCCCGGCGCGGAUUUCGUUUGUCAGGAGUCUAGUUUCCUCUCAGAAGGUGCACCUCUUUUCCCUCCGGAACCACCUAACCGAUCGUCAGUUUCUCCAUCAACGCGGAAGCUGGAAGGUGCUCGUAUUGAACAAGGUUUUCGCAUCCACGUUGGUUGUCGUUUAGCGCCAAAUCCUGCAACCCAAUCCUCGGUAGUGCCGCUUCUGACCUGUAAUCCUUUAUCCACUCCUGAUCCGCGUGGAGCCGACUCCACAGAGACAGUUGUCUUUGUGGGACAUGCCAACGUUUUCCGAUUCUGGCUAUGUCGCGCUUUGAGACUACCGCCAGAGGCGUGGCUUCGGUUCCAGUUGCAACACGGAAGUAUCAGCACCAUUGAUAUUUACUGCCCCUCCGGUGCCGGUCAGGCUGAUUGCACUGUGUUGGCCGGACGCAUCGGUGAGACAGGUCACUUGCCAAAAUGGAUGCUGUCUCGUUGACUAUCUCUUUCCUAUUUUGUGCCACGUCCUAGUUUUCCGAAUUUAUGUUACCGUUUUUUUGUUUCGUAUCUUUGUUUUUUGUACAGUCAUGCAUUUUCAACCCUUCCUGCGUGCACAGCUUGUACACCAAAAUGCGCCUGGUCUGUCUCUCAUGACUUUGACAUCACCUCCUGUUCCGCAACCAUUAUUUCUGUACAUCUAAUAGCCUAAUCAAAACAGAUGGGG